AUGGCACCACUCACGUUCGUGACCGGUAACGCGAACAAACUCAGGGAGGUGCAGCAAAUCCUGUCUGCAGGCGAUCGGCCAAUCGAAAUUCAGUCCCGAAGUCUUGACAUCGAUGAGAUUCAGGGAACGACCCAGGAAGUCGCUAAAGCCAAGUGCCGUCGGGCAGCCGAGCUGAUACAAGGACCGGUUAUUACUGAAGAUACCGCCCUAUGCUUCGAAGCCUUGAAAGGUCUUCCCGGGCCUUACAUCAAGCACUUUCUGGCAGAACUCGGCCACGAAGGACUCAAUAACCUUCUCGUCGGUUUUCCAACCAAGAAUGCAUGGGCGCUAUGUACCUUUGCUUACUGUGCUGGACCCGGAUCGGAGCCGAUCUUGUUCGAGGGCCGCACUAAUGGAAGGAUAGUUCCCGCAAGAGGACCUGGUCUGUUUGGAUGGGAUCCUGUCUUUGAGCCAAUCGGUACUGGUUUAACCUACGCAGAAAUGCCGUGUGAGCAAAAAAACAAACUUUCUCAUCGUUAUCGUGCCUUGGAGAAACUUCGAGCAUAUCUUCAGAACACCUUGUGA
Marasmius oreades (fairy-ring Marasmius) is the source of this 564-nucleotide messenger RNA. RefSeq lists its product as uncharacterized. NCBI's taxonomy places the organism in Eukaryota, Fungi, Basidiomycota, Agaricomycetes, Agaricales, Marasmiaceae. Bases 1 to 564 code for a protein of 187 amino acids. The record is from RefSeq and is a predicted model, not a curated record. Gene Ontology annotation, molecular function: nucleoside triphosphate diphosphatase activity. The transcript has 6 exons. Gene Ontology annotation, cellular component: cytoplasm. Gene Ontology annotation, biological process: nucleoside triphosphate catabolic process.